Exaiptasia diaphana is the source of this 2505-nucleotide messenger RNA. RefSeq names its product QRFP-like peptide receptor. Gene Ontology annotation, cellular component: membrane. Bases 75 to 1103 code for a protein of 342 amino acids. The record is from RefSeq and is a predicted model, not a curated record. Gene Ontology annotation, molecular function: G protein-coupled receptor activity; peptide binding. The transcript has a single exon. NCBI's taxonomy places the organism in Eukaryota, Metazoa, Cnidaria, Anthozoa, Actiniaria, Aiptasiidae. Gene Ontology annotation, biological process: G protein-coupled receptor signaling pathway.
GCAAACUGUAUUUUACAAAAACAAGGAAACAACAGCCUUCAGGGUUUCUUUGCUGGUGUCAACUUAGAGGUGAAAUGCUUCGCUAUUAUAACAAUAUUACCGCAAAUUCCUCUAUUGAACCGCCUACUGGUGAAAGAUUGAGYCUAAAUUCUGUUUCRGGAGUGCUUUUUAUGCUUUUUUACAUCGCUGUUUUUCUAACGUCCAUGGUCGGAAAUUCGUUAGUGUUGCUGGUUUGUUUCAGAAGCCUUAAAAAGCAACGCAACGAAGAGACAGCUCGAGAACACUUUUUUAAUUUGUACAUAGCAAACUUGGCGAUUUCAGACUUACUUUUUACAUUUUUGACAGUAUUUGAUGCCCUGUAUGCCAUCAGUAAUGAGUGGAGAACUGGAAGCUUUACUUGCAGAAUUCAAGGUUUUCUUGUUGAGACUUGUUACACUGCGUCCAUUUUAACUCUGUUGGCGAUAAGUCGUGAACGGUUAACUACUGUAACUCGCGUAGCAAUAAACCAACAAUUACAAAAGAGCAAAGAACGUAAACUUAUAGUAAUAACUGUUUGGWUGGCCUCGUUUGCCGUUUGUUCGCCGUUGAUUUACGCCUAUUCCACGUACUUUGACGAGAGAGAGAAMGUUUUUAAGUGUCACAAUUUAUCGUGGGGAUAUAUUGCAAGACGAGUGUAUUAUACCAUCACAGCUGUCCCACUUUUUCUUGUCCCACUUGYAUAUAUGAUAUUCACACACGUCCGAAUACAUCAAGUUCUCAAGUCCCARGUUGUYCCUAGUGAGCAAAUGGAACGAACCAUCAGAAAACGUCGGAAAAAAGCAAGCCGGAUGUUGGGGAUGGUAACACUUAUGUUCUUCAUACUUUGGUCGCCUUUUGUUGUUUUUCGUACUCUUCGUUAUUUCGAUUGGUACAAUGACUUAGAGCCAUGGAAAAUGUCUCAGCUUUUAACCAUAGCUUCCUCAGCUGCAAAUCCGUUUGUAUAUUGUUUCUACAGUAUACAGUUCAGGAACUAUUUAAAGACAAUUAUAGCAUGUAGAUGUGCAAAGUUUAUCACUGGUUAUGCUUCGGAUGGAUCGACAACACUCGACAACUCAAUCAACUAAAAUUCAUAAAUAGGCCUAUAUACGUUGAAAAUACCGUUUUACUUCAGAAAGUUCUCCAAAAAGAUUAGAAUCCAUACUGAGAAURAAAAACUAAAGGCAAGCAUCAAAAUGAAAAUAAGGCUACUUCUUCCGACUAUUCAUUGCGCAACAACAAACGGACGAUUCUUAUACACCAUUUUCAACAAAUACUUUAUCAAUGAAAUUUUCUGCGAAUUUCUUGAAAAAGGUCUUUUCUAUUAUUAUAGUUAUUUAAAGUACAAUACGAGAAUAAGGGGAUUCACAGAAGUUUCGCUUUCUGCUUUUUAAAGUAGCAGAAAUCGUCUUUGACAAAUCAAUCUGAGGGGACGUCCGCACUGUAAACUAUGGACGGGAAGUUCAGUUCCGCUUGCUCCUUUGUUAAAGUAAAUCCGUUUAGUCAAGAAAUAAAGACUUGUACAAAGUAACUACCUUAUAAUUAUAAACGUUCAAUACAGUAGUUUUCUACUUAUAAACACGCGCGAGCCUGUCAGAUCAAAAACUGGUUUAUCAUGUUUCUGGGCUUACUCCAAAAUCUCUAGGAAUUGGAAAACAUUCUUCCAUGAUAGCAAAAUAAACAAAGAAAAAUUUGCAAUUCAGAUGAAAUAAUUAAAAACAUAGUAGACUCAUCUUUCAUAUCGGCAUAUCAAACUUUAAAAUGGCAGUCCAAAAUAAUUUGACCAAAACACUUCAUAUCAAAAGUUCUUUUUUCCUCGAUAUUUAGGAUUUGWGUAUCGUUUUAUGUAAUCUUUAUUCAUAAAUCUUCGGAAAUCCCAUUCAACAUUUUUGAUACGUGAAAUUAUUAGAUUUUAUCAUAUAAUUAUCUAUAAAAAAUACCUAUAUUUCUCCAUUUCAUAAAGUUGAUAUUUUCACUAUAGUGAAAACGACAUGUGAAAAUAACACUACAUUCGAGGUUUAUCUAUGUAGUGGAAGUAAGAAAAAAGAUAUUUUACGACAUAAUUUGAUAACUGCAGAAUAUUACAUGGACGCUUGGAGAUACGAAUUUUAUCUUCUCGUGUCAAARAUCUCUCAUUUCUUCCAUUGUACAUUGUUUACCCUAGCUGAUUUUGAUGUAAAUACAGAUUUUCAUUUAUAGAAAUGCUUUGACUCAGCCAAAUCAGCAAAAAGAUUUUUAAUAAAACUUUGGACAUUUAUUUAUUUCUAGAAAUAUUGUAAUUUGAUAAUGCAAUAAAGAUGCCGAUAUAUAAUUAMAAAAGUCAUAAAUAUGACCGCUGGCAAAGAUAAAGUAAAUCGUAAUUCAUCAGAAGCGACUAUAAGAUUAUCAGAAAAUCCAUAAAAUACAGAAAGGAUUUUCCAAUUAAAUCUAGCAGUUUAUCUUCAGCUUUUCAAAUAUAUUACAAUUUUUAACUGACAUCUGUUCUGUUUG